GAGAGAAUGGUAAUGAUGAUGUCCACACAUCCUUGACACACCAUGACCUACGUUACCCUGUGCAGAGGGAUCAUAAUUUUAUCACGUCUCUUUCUGGUCAAAAGAUUAUUUACAAAUCUCAUUUGGUACCAGACAAUACAGACUUCUAUCAAGAUCACAACCAGUCUCAGCACAACCAGUAUUUUCAGCCAAGUGUGAGUCUAGGGUCCUUGCCUUCCCACCAUUUACAUUCAACAGCUUCAGUUUCGAAUCCCAUGGCUCAUGCCGCAAAACUAGGUAUUGACAAUCCCGUUGAUUUAUCCAGUUCUAAAUUGGUGGUACACCAACAGCCACUGUUAAAAGAAGAGAGACUGUUUGAUCAGGAGCAGUUUUUUCACCAGCAGCAGCAGCAUCUGCUACAUCAACAUCAUAGGCUUUCUUCACAUUCACUUCAUCAUCACAGUCAGCAGCAGCAACAGUACCCUCAUCAUCAAGCAAACUCUGUGAUCACUGUGGGCAUACCAGAUCAGUCUCAUGAUGGGGGUGGACAACACAUGGCAGGUUCUCUAACGCCACCAGACAAGCACAAUGGUGACCUAGUUAGAAUGCCAUCUCCUGGUGGUCUCGACAUGACAGCUAUCACAUCUACGGUGCAGGCUCCUCCAUCUCCAUUACCAACACCACCACCUUCAACAGUUACUGCUAGUGGUAGACCGUCUAUGGAAGUUGACACAUCUAGUGGAGGAGCAGUAUAUUCCACCAACUCUAUGCUUGGACCUUUCCAAGAACAAAAGCUCACAAGGGAGGCCAUGCGGAACUAUCUGAGGAAAAGAGAUGAUCAAACUCUGGUCAUUUUACAUGCAAAGGUUGCCCAGAAGUCAUAUGGUAAUGAGAAAAGAUUUUUCUGUCCACCACCUUGCAUUUAUUUAUUUGGCAAUGGUUGGAAAGAAAAACAAGAGCAGAUGGAAAAAGAGGGCGCCUCAGAUCAGGAUACACAAGUAUGUGCUUUUAUGGGUAUUGGAAAUUCAGAUCAAGAAAUGGUGCAGCUGAACUUAGAGGGAAAGAAAUACUGUGCUGCGAAAACCUUGUACAUAUCUGACUCUGACAAAAGGAAGCACUUUAUGCUGACAGUGAAAAUGUUCUAUGGAAAUGGUCAAGACAUCGGCAUUUUUCAGAGCAAACGUAUAAAAGUAAUCUCCAAACCAUCCAAGAAGAAGCAGUCUUUAAAAAAUGCAGAUUUAUGCAUUGCUUCCGGUACAAAAGUGGCCUUGUUCAACCGUCUUCGCUCUCAAACUGUUAGCACACGUUACCUGCAUGUAGAAAAUGGCAACUUUCAUGCAAGUUCCACACAGUGGGGAGCUUUUACAAUUCACCUACUUGAUGAUGAUGAAGGAGAGUCAGAAGAGUUUACAGUCAAAGAUGGUUAUAUUCAUUAUGGAUCAACUGUUAAACUCGUGUGCUCGGUCACAGGAAUGGCACUGCCGAGGUUGAUCAUUCGCAAAGUUGAUAAACAGACUUCAUUAUUGGACGCUGAUGAUCCGGUGUCCCAGCUACAUAAAUGUGCUUUCUACCUCAAAGAUACAGAAAGGAUGUAUUUGUGUCUCUCACAGGAGAGAAUAAUCCAGUUUCAGGCAACUCCAUGUCCAAAAGAAGCCAAUAAGGAGAUGAUAACGGAUGGUGCCUCAUGGACAAUCAUCAGCACUGACAAAGCAGAAUAUACCUUUUAUGAAGGCAUGGGUGCAGUAAGCAGACCUGUUACACCUGUCCCUGUAGUCAACAGUUUGAAUUUGAAUGGUGGUGGUGAUGUUGCUAUGUUGGAGCUUAAUGGUGAAAACUUCACAGCCGCUCUAAAAGUUUGGUUUGGAGAGGUCGAAGCAGAAACCAUGUAUAGAUGUGAUGAUAGCAUGUUGUGUGUGGUCCCUGAUAUCUCUGCAUUCCGAACCAGUGGAGGGCGAUGGGUUAGACAACCCUUACAGGUUCCUGUAUCACUGGUGCGCUGUGAUGGGAUUAUCUACUCCACAGGACUUAUCUUUACAUACACGCCAGAACCUGGUCCUCAUCAACACUGCAAAGAAGUGGACAGAAUAUUAGGGCGCACUCCUGCAAGCCCUGAUUCGACAUCAUCCAAUAAUUUCAACAGCUCUUUGUGA
This is a messenger RNA of Candidula unifasciata, 2129 nucleotides long. The record is from the annotation of a GenBank genome assembly. Lineage: Eukaryota; Metazoa; Mollusca; Gastropoda; Stylommatophora; Geomitridae.